AAAAAGGAAAAAAAAAAAGGGGGAAAAGGAAGACGAGAGAAGCGAAAGGAGCGCGAAGGAAUUAAAAAAUAAAAGAGGAUUAAAGAGGAAAGAGCAGAAGGAAAAAGAAGGAAGAAGGAAGAAAAAGGGAAUAAAGGAGGAGAGAAGAAGGAGAAAAAAGCAGGAGAAAAGGCUGAUUUGGGAUGCAGCUGCUCCUGGACAGACCCAGAGCAUUCCCAGGAGCCUGAGUGGAACCAGAGCAGCACCAGAGGGUCCCAUGGAGCAGGAGGGGACCCCCGAGCCCCCCAAAGAGGCUGCGGGUGGGGACGGAAUUCCUGGUGCUGGGGAUGAAAUUCCAAAUGUUGGGGACACAGUUCCUUUUGUUGGGGGUGCAAUUCCCAAUGUUGGGGAUGGAAUUCCCAGUGUUAGGGACACAAUUCCUGGUGCAGGGCAUGGAAUUCCCGAUGUUGGUGACAGAAUUCCCGGUGUUGGGGACACAAUUCCCAAUGCUGGGGACACAAUUCCCAAUUUUAGGGAUGGAAUUCCCAAUGUUGAUGACGCAAUUCCCAAUGUUGGUGACACAAUUCCCGGUGCAGGGAAUCCCCAGGAAGGUUCUGGGGGUCCAUCCAGGCAGCUGGAGGGGGUCUCCAGCCCCCAGGGACCCCCGGGGGGCUCCCCCAAGGAACAGCAGCCCCUGCAUGAGGAGGGGUCCCCAAAGGAGGAAGGGUCCCCGAAGGAAGGGGGGUCCCCCAAAGAGCAGCUCCCACAGGACAAGGGGUCCCUGAAGGAGGAGGGGUCUCCCCAGGACAGGGGGUCCCCCCAGGACAGGGGGUCCCCGCCGGCCGAGCCCCCCCGGGCGCAGCCCCCCGGGGAUUUUUACUUUGUCAAGUGGAUCCUGUGGAAGGGGCAGCGCACGGCCCUGGUGACCCAGGGCGAGAACGGGCCCUGCCCGCUGCUGGCCAUCAUCAACAUCCUCCUCCUGCAGUGGAAGGUGAAGCUGCCCCCGCAGACAGAGGUGGUCACGGCCGAGGAGCUGAUGGCACAUUUGGGGAAUUGCAUCCUGGCCACCCAACCCAAGGACACCUCGGAGGGGCUGCAGCUGAACUUCCAGCAGAACAUCAGUGACACCAUGACAGUGCUGCCCAAGCUCUCCACGGGGCUGGACGUCAACGUGAGGUUCACGGGGGUCUCAGAUUUCGAGUACACCCCCGAGUGCAUCGUCUUCGACCUCCUCAACAUCCCACUGUACCACGGCUGGCUGGUGGACCCCCAGAGCCCCGAGCAGGUGCAGGCCGUGGGCAAGCUCAGCUACAACCAGCUGGUGGAGAAGAUCAUCACCUGCAAGCACGCCAGCGACUCGCGCCUGGUGAGCGAAGGGCUGGUGGCAGAGCAGUUCCUGGAGGCCACGGCGUCCCAGCUGACCUUCCACGGGCUGUGCGAGCUCACGGCGCGCGCCCGCGAGGGAGAGCUCGGCGUCUUCUUCCGCAACAACCACUUCAGCACCAUGAUCAAACACAAGGGCCACCUCUACCUGCUGGUGACCGACCAGGGCUUCCUGCAGGAGGAGGGGGUGGUGUGGGAGAGCCUGCACAGCGUGGAUGGCGACAGCUGCUUCUGUGACACCGAGUUCCACCUCAGCCACCCCCCGGGCAAGGACGGGGCCAGCGCGGCCCCCCCGGACCCCCGGCUGCAGCAGAGACAAGUGGACCAGGAUUUCAUGGUGGCCCUGUCACUGCAGCAGGCACAGGACCCCUCCUCGGUGCUCAGCGACCUGGAGCUGGCGCGGCAGCUGCAGCAGGAGGAGUACCAGCAGCACCAUCCUCAUCCUCACCCUCAUCCUCAUCGCCCUGCUCCUCCUCAGCUGCUCCCAGCGCAGGCGGAGCGGCGGCGCCAGAGGCCGGAUUCGGACUGCACCCUCCUCUAGCACCCCGUGCCUGGGGGUCCCCACGCCUGCAGCCCCCCAAAACCCUGCUCUGCAUCCUCCAGGGACAUCCUGGGGGUCCCUGUGGGCUGGAGAUGAGGGGUGACCGUCUGAGACCACCCCAGGAACACCCCAAACUUCCCAGUGGCCUUAACACAGGGGGGGUCCCACACCUCAAUCCACACUCCAGGACACGGGUGGGUGUGGGUGUGGGGAUGGGGGGACACCCGCACACCCCUGUUCAAAAUGUGGCCUUAGCCCUCGGCAAGUAAAGGACUUGUCCCCCUGCA
Molecule: messenger RNA, 2190 nt
Organism: Zonotrichia leucophrys gambelii
Lineage: Eukaryota; Metazoa; Chordata; Aves; Passeriformes; Passerellidae
Gene: MINDY1
Product: MINDY lysine 48 deubiquitinase 1
Exons: 11
Coding region: 257-1903 (548 amino acids)
Biological process (GO): protein K48-linked deubiquitination
Cellular component (GO): cell periphery; cytosol
Molecular function (GO): cysteine-type carboxypeptidase activity; cysteine-type deubiquitinase activity; K48-linked deubiquitinase activity
Source: RefSeq, a predicted model, not a curated record